AUGCCGAGCCGCUCCGACGAUUCGCUGGAUUCACUCUUUCAUUACGAGCCGAGCCGCGUAGAUGUCGAGGCGAGAGGUACAACAGAAUCUUCCGAGGCAUCUGUUUCACCGACCCCUUCCAAUCGUUCACCGACCCCCGGGAUCCCGUUCCUGAUGAAGAUAUUGAUCACGCCGCACUCAAAGCCGAGGAGGAGGCAUUUCCCUUUGCCCUAUUCGAGGCAAAACAGGCAAAAGCCUGACCCGCCUGGCUCUACACUUUUCUCCCUUGAAUCGUUCGAGGCGUUGAGGCAUCGCUUCGGGAUAUCCGAGGCGGUGGAGUUUGUCGUUCCAGAGAAAAGCGACCGAGCCGACAAGCCUCUAGAGAAUCACUUCACUUUGUACGAGGCAUUUCUCAAACUUUGCUUUCUCUGGUUCCCGAUCCCCGGAGUGAUCCUCGAAUAUCUCUGGAAACACGGGAUCUCGAUUGGGCAAAUCUUGCCGAGGGGAUUACGGCAUAUGAUCGUUCGGAGCUUUCUUCCCCCGAUUCCCGACGACCUCUUUACUGUUCGAGACUCUCUUUCGGCGCGGAAGGUUAACUGGAGGAAGAAUUUUACCCUCGAAAGAGUAGAAAAAGCACGAGCCAUCCUUGCCAGAGUCCCUGUCAGCUCUUCGUCCUCCAGUUCUUCAAGAGAUACCCGAGAGAAGAUGGUGAUAAUCACUCUCAGAGACAGGAAGAGGCGCGAGGAAGAAGAGGCCGCGAGACGAGCCGCCGAGGCGGCUCAAACGCAGACCAAGGCCGUCCCUCAGUCUGAUCAGCCGAGCCGGGAAGAAGGCGAAACGGUCCGAGCCGUGGAUGCAAUCGUUACCGAGGCGGGCGAAGGAGGAGCAGCGCCCGAGCUGGAACCGGGCGAGAUUAUCCCCGAGGCGUCCAAAGAUGAUUCGGCGGCGAGGAGUAAAACUUCUUCAAACUCCGCAAUCCUUGCCCUUCCCAAGUCGUCGAGGCCGCCGACUUCGGUUGUACAGAAGCAUGACCCGAGCCGUAAGCGUUCGGCUGCUGACAAAGGGAAGGGCGUCGCCGUUCGAAAGGACGAGCCGUCGAUGAAAAAACGCAAGUCGACUCCUGGUGAUCCCGCCGGACGAAAGUUGGUUGUCGAUGACCCUGACGCCUCGGCGGUGAUGUUCGUGCGCGUCAAUAAUGCGAAUACGCGUCUUCCUCCCCCAGAGAAGUUGAGGAGACCGAGUUUAGCGGCCAUCAACGAGCUGAUGGCUGAAUAUGAGGCAGACCUGUCUAAGGUCGAACGCCGCUUUGACGAGGCUCGAAAUAAGGAGGCGAGGAGAGCAAAAAGCGCCGAGGUGGCGUUGCUCAAAAGGCGUAUUGAGGCCAAGGAUGCUCUGUUCGAGGCCAAGGUCAAACGUGCGAAGAAGGAGGCGAGGCGAGAGCUGACCGCUAAGUUUCAGGAGCGCCUCGCCAAAGUGGAAGAGGGUCUGGCCAAGCUCGAGAAGGCCAAAACCGACGAGAACGAGCUGGGGCAAAUCAAGGGUAACCUUGCGAUGAUUGCCGUUCUGAAGAAACCAGACGCCACAACGCUCGAUGAUGAGGAGGCGCAGCUAAAGAGCUGGGAGAGCGAAUAUGCCGACGACGAUGCGUAUGAGCGCAUUGCCUCCGAGAUUCGAGGUGAGCUGGUUUUCUCGCCCGUAUCGCCGGACUCAGUCGACACCAGCUUUGGUAACGAACCGCUUGAGGAGACGGCGGCCAAACUAGGCGUCGCGGAUCCGAACAAAUCGAACGCGGGGACGCCGGCCCUCUCAAACCUCCUUGCCGAGUGCGAAACGCAGUCCGCGGCCUGA
Messenger RNA from Eutrema salsugineum, 1827 nucleotides. RefSeq lists its product as uncharacterized. The record is from RefSeq and is a predicted model, not a curated record. Lineage: Eukaryota; Viridiplantae; Streptophyta; Magnoliopsida; Brassicales; Brassicaceae. Bases 1 to 1827 code for a protein of 608 amino acids. The transcript has 4 exons.